This is a messenger RNA of Hyalella azteca, 4217 nucleotides long. RefSeq lists its product as uncharacterized. Lineage: Eukaryota; Metazoa; Arthropoda; Malacostraca; Amphipoda; Hyalellidae. The record is from RefSeq and is a predicted model, not a curated record. The coding region runs from base 192 to 4217 and encodes 1341 amino acids. Gene Ontology annotation, biological process: regulation of gene expression. The transcript has 6 exons. Gene Ontology annotation, cellular component: nucleus.
UUGCUAGCAGGAAAUCAAUUAAAAUUUCAUAUGAAUUCUUCUAUUCAAUUCCAAUCCAAUUAGAUGUAGACUUCCUCCAGAACUUAAUUAUUCACAAUAAUCAUUUAAUAAUUGCAAUUUGAAGAUGGUGUGAAAGAGACUCUAAUGUCUAUUGUUGAAAUGUUUUGAAUAUUUUAAUUUUAAAUGACAAGAUGGCAAACAAAAGUGACUCAGUGAACACAGAAGUGGCGGCUGGAUGUGACGCAGGUGACAACUUGGCAUCUACGGAUGAUGGUGACAAGUUGGGGACUCAGAAUAAUGAUCAGCAUUGCUCCGUGGCUGCGGAUGAUGAAGAACUGCAAAAUUGUACCCAUGAUGGUGACAAAGUUGGUAAUGGAGAAGAAGGGGAUGAAUUAGAGGAAGUGGAUGGGGAAGAUGAGUAUGAGGGAGAAGAAAUGGAUGAGGAUGAUAAGGAAGACAAUGGGGAAGAAGAAAUAGAAAAUGAUGAUGAACUUGAAGAAAUGGAUGAGGAAAUGGACAAUAAGCAUGGGGAAGAAGAGGAAGAUGAUGGGGAAGAAGAAAUAGAAAAUGGUGACGAACUUGAAGGAAUGGAUGAAGAAAUGGACAAUAAGCAUGGGGAAGGCAAAGAUGAUGGGGAAGGAGAAAUUGCUGAGGCUGCAGUCAAGAAUGAGGAAGACAUUGGGGAAGCAGAGGAAGAUGAUGGGGAAGAGGAGGAAGACUUUGAGGAAGAAGGGCAGGCUGAUGAUAUAGCGGGGAACAUGUCCGCUGAAGCUGCCACAGCUACGGUGUCAUUGCUGAAGCACAUGCAGGAUGUCGCCGCAAGACCUGAUGACAAGACCAAGACUCCACUUGAGAUAUUCAAGUGUCCGCUGUGUGACUACAACACCCUGACCAUCAAGUACUACCGCCGUCACCUGAGACAGCACACAGCGGACAGCCUCAAAUGCCCGUAUUGUGCUUAUGAAAGUAAGAUCAAGUAUCACAUGGGACGUCACAUAAAGUCCCAUCUCGGGGCAGGUAUGACAACCUGCUCGUACUGUCCCUUCAAGACGACCCGUUCCGAUGUGAUGCGCAGCCACCUGCUGGUGCAUGAGAAGCAGUCCCCGUCAGUGUUCAGUUGCACCAAGUGCAGUUUUACGACCAAGAAGAAGGAGGAGCUACGGUGGCACAGUCGCACACACCUCAAGUUCCAGAAGAUCUUUUCGUGUUCAGAGUGUUCGUACUCGACUCUUCGUCGGGGGCACUUCAACCGACACCUCAACAACCACAACAAGAAGGUACUGCAGUGUCCAUGUUGUGAGUACAGCACCAACAAGGCUGGAGUUAUGUUCAAGCAUGUCGAGCAUCACAGAAAGCUUGGGCAGAAGAUAUAUUCAUGCACUGACUGCCGCUACAUGACUCUUAACCUCGGGACGUACGGACGACAUCUUGAGACUCACAAGUACAACUGUACUUUGUGCAACUACACUGCUUCACGAGAGGAUUAUCUUACUAAACACAUGCAGAUACACGAGAAAGUACACAACAAUGAAGCUGAGUACUCGUGUGAUGACCACACAGGACAGGGAACCUCGUCCACGCCUGACGAGUUCCAAGCCAUGAGUGGCAGCGAUGAAUGUAUGCCAGACGAUGUUAUUAUAAAGCUCAAAGAAUUCAAACGCUCAAAAUCAACUGAACCUGAUGAUUAUUCUGAACCUUCUUUGGUCCAAGAAGAGAACAGUGACACUAAAGAUGAAAUCGAAGCUCCAAUAGGAAAGAAUGCCCCCAGAAAGUCCAAGACAAAAUUUAAAAUGAAACUCCAGUCAAUGUUUCCAUUCCUGAACAGAAAUGCUGACGCCAUCUCCCCAAAAUCUGUGACUGAACCCCUAGUUUCCUUGCCCAUUUCCAUCACGGAAAUUAAUGCGGAAGAAAAACCCGAUCAGGUCUUGGAGGACCGAGAUGCGCUGCAAAACAUUGUCUGGAAAGUCUCCAGGAAAUCCAAGUCCUCUUCUGAGUCAAAAACUUGCAGCAAAGCCUCGGUCAGACCUCCUCCUGCAGGGGGUGACCAAAGCAACUCCACCUCCAAGGGUCCGGAUGACUCAAAUCCUAAGGGCACCCUUGACCACCAUCCUAAGCCUGCCCUUGGCCCUCUUGCUAAACCUCCCCUUGGUCCUCUUCCUAAGCCUGCCCUUGGCCCUCUUGCUAAACCUCCCCUUGGUCCUCUUCCUAAUGCCCCUCUGACCCCCGAAGAGAACCCUAACCCCGACGAAGGGGCCGACAAGACGACCUACUGCAGCAACGGACGUAUUGGUGUGUUCUCGUGCCUCUUGUGCAGCUUCACGACCACCACCCGCAAGUACCUCAACCGACACCUGCGACGUCACAACAAGAUCGAGAAGCUCACGUGCCCCACGUGUAACUACGUCUGCGGGGACGCCAUCAAAAUGAAGAAGCAUUUAGAAGGCCAUGUAGGCCUACACUCCUGCCUCCUGUGUCCAUAUGCUACCGUCCACAAGGAGAACCUUGUCCAACAUAUGGCCGUCCAUAACCAACGUAAUGUGGUGUCCAGUAUUGCAGGAGGUGCUGAUGGAAGGGUCAGCCAACCUGAUGGACUAGGAGGAGGUUGUUCUAAUGGAUUAGUAUCCAUAGGGAAUAUGGAUCGAGUGGGUGGAAACAAUGAGACCUCAGUUCCGUACUCGGGAGCUGCGCAAAGAGAAACGUACAACCUUAAAGAAGAAGAUGGAUAUGACAGUGACAUCAGUGAGCCUGCUAACGUCACCAUCAGUAAAGUGGGUUAUGAUGAACAUCAGAAUGAUGACUCCAACCCUUCUACUGAAGGUGGGAGCGCUAAUGGCCCACAGAUCGAAGACAAUCCAUGCCAUGAGGUGGCGCAGGCUAAACAGAACGUUGGGGGCACACAAAUUUCAAAUGAAGUCCCAGCCUUGGCACCGCUUUUAAGCUCUAACUUCGCCAGCUUAUUGCAUUUCUUCCUGAAUAAUAAGAACUUGGUUCCACCUAAAGUUCAGUCGUCAGUGAUAAAAGAGGAACCAGUUGACGAUGACCAGAAAGAUCAACAACAAACACCAUCAGAAAAAGAAGAGGAAGAAGUAUCAUCGGCUGCCGCCACUUCUGGCCUGAACCUUUUAGCCAGUACCGAGGCCAGCCAACUUCCGCUGUACACGCAGCUGUCCGUCCUGGCCAACAUGUCACUCAUUAACAACAAGAACCUGUCCACAAACUCUUCUGUUGUGUCCUCAAAUAACGGUUAUCUCCCUCAGGCUCUAAUAACCUCAUCCUCUGACCCUGCGGUUGUUUCUUCCGCUUUCGCGGACCCUAACGAAGAGGUAGUCUACUCAUGUCGGGAGUGUCCGUACACUACCAACCGCAAAGACCAUUUAAUACGUCACCACAACCAGCAUACAGGCAAAGGCAUGCAGUAUUGUCCUCACUGUCCAUACUCAACUGUCCGCAAAGAACACAUGAAACGACACGUAAAACUCCACACAGAAGGGGUUCUUGAAUGUACCCUGUGUGAAUACAAGACUCGUCGCAAGGAACAGUUCAGGUUACACAUGCAGAGCCACGAGGUGGGCGACCAUCUCAAGUGUCCACACUGCAGCUACAUCACGCUACGCAAGGAACACUUGAAGAGACACCUCAACAGACACACGGUGGACAGACCUGCGCAGUGCAGGUAUUGCAGAUACACCACCGACAGACGUGACCGCAUGCAGAAACAUGUGGACAACCUACACAGCCACAUCGGCGAUGUUGAUGCUGUGUUCAGAUAUCUGGUGCCUCGUCCUGGCCUGCCUGAGGACAUGGAGGCCUCACCAGUGGACAUGGAGGCCUCACAAGAGGACACGGAGGCCCAGCUGGAGGACAUGGAGGCCUCUCAGGAGGACACGGAGGCCCAGUUGGCCUCCACUAACGACCGGCAGGACAGCGGAAGCCCUGAGUCCUCUGGAGAUGGUGAAGACCUGAGCGAGGUCAGGGCUGGUGCUGCUGACGGCGGCGCUGCUGAGGACGAGUGCUUUGCCCUGAACUUCGUGUCCACCUGCAUGGAGGAGCCUUCAGAGUUACUCCUUCCUAGUAUCCCUCGUGGUGAAACUAAUGGCAUUUUACCCUNCUACCCGCUGUCUGUACCAGACUACCUGCUGUCUGUACCAGACUACCCGCUGUCUGUACCAGACUACCCGCUGUCUGUACCAGACUACCUGCUGUCUGUACCAGACUAG